Centruroides sculpturatus (bark scorpion) is the source of this 2672-nucleotide messenger RNA. RefSeq names its product protein MCM10 homolog. The record is from RefSeq and is a predicted model, not a curated record. NCBI's taxonomy places the organism in Eukaryota, Metazoa, Arthropoda, Arachnida, Scorpiones, Buthidae. Gene Ontology annotation, cellular component: replication fork protection complex; nucleus. The transcript has 17 exons. The coding region runs from base 340 to 2604 and encodes 754 amino acids. Gene Ontology annotation, biological process: DNA replication initiation; DNA replication. Gene Ontology annotation, molecular function: single-stranded DNA binding; DNA replication origin binding.
AUGCAUCUGAAUUAAAGUGUUUUAAAUAAACCGUAAUGUUUUCUAACUAAUUGCUGUUUGAUCGUCUACCAAAAUUAUUGCUUUAAUUGCAAAGACGCUACACACAGAAUUUGAAGAUACAGCAAUCAUAUCUUCUACAUAUUAAAAGUAUUUGAAAAAAUAAUUAGCAACAACAAAGGAGAGAAUAAUCUAAAUGACUCAAAAGCCAGUUUAGGAUAUAGAAAACAGACAAUUCUCAGAACAUUAGAAUUAGACCUGGAUAUUGUUACACAAUUAUUAGAGACAGAUGAAGAUAGCUGGGAAGAUAAGAAAGAUAAUUUGAUUCCUGAUAAUAAAGAAAUGAAACAUAAUGAAGAAAAAUCAGAACAAGAAAUAAAAAAUGAAUUAGAGCUUGUAAAGAAAAGAAUGGACGAACUUCAAAAACAAUUACAGAAAAAAACUUCGCAAGAAAAUGUAGAAAAAACAGUAAAUGAAUUGCCUGAAGAUAAAAGACAAAUAACAGAAUUGACCAAAGGAAAUAAAAUGAAAGAUAUUGGUAUAGAUAUUUUUAUAUCUCAGUCCAAAUCAGUUCUAGCUAAUAAAGUUACUGAUGAUAAAGCAAAAAGUGAAAUUCAUUCAGGAGAAAUUGAUUCAUCAGAUGAUGAGAUGAAUGCUUUUGGAAAUUCAUCGUUAUCAGAAUUGGGGCGGGAAAUAAAGAGAAAUUUAAAUCAGAGUUCCAGAUCAUUAAUAACGUCAAAAUUUCAAUGUAAAAGUACUUGGACAAAUAGCAUAAAAAGUAAAGAGUCUACAUGCUUAAAUGCAGAAAAAGAGACAUCUUCAAAACCAGAAUUUGAGAUUUAUUCUAAUUUACGAAUAAUAAAUCCUUUAAUUUCUUCUUCAGUGAUGAAAAGUAGAAUGGAAGGACGCAAAUUAGUUAAAAUGUCUUCUAUAAGAUUACAUAUGAGGGGUAAUGAUAUUGAAGGUGAUUGGGUAACUGUUGGUGUUAUAGUAAAAAAAGUGCCACCCAAUACUUCUAAGAAAGGAAAUGUAUACUCUAUUUGGAAAAUGAAUGACUUAAAAAAUUGUGAGAAAUUUGUAAAUUUUUUCCUUUUUGGUGAAGUACAUAAGCAGCAUUGGAAAACAACUGUUGGAACAGUGAUUGCAUUUUUAAAUGCUAAUAUUAUGACAGAUCGUAAUAAGAAUUCAGAUGAAAUUUCAUUUUCUGUGGAUCAUCCUGGAAAAGUUAUGAUGAUUGGAACAUCUAAGGAUCUUGGACAGUGUAAGAGUAAAAGAAAAGAUGGAGCCUCAUGUCAAAAUAUAAUUAACUUAAGUCAAGGAGAAUAUUGUGCAUAUCAUGUGAAACAAGAAUACAGAAAACUCAGUUUGAAAAGAACAGAACUUCAAUCAUCUUAUUCUGGAACUGAGCCCAAAUGCUUAAAGAAAACAAUAUUAAAUAAACAACCGAUAUUUUAUGGUGGUCAGUCAUUUGUUUUAAAUUCAAAAAAGGCAACUAAUAAGAAAAAUGAAAUAAAAGGACAAUUAAAAUUGGAUAAUUUCAAAUUACAAAAAAAAGCUGAAAAUCUUAUGCAUGAAGAAAGAGAAAAAUGUUUAAAAAUAGCAUCCACUCACUCAAACAGUACUGAAAAUGAAGCACUAAAGGAUAUUAUUUCACACUCAUCAUUUAUGGGAGAAAAAUUGAGCAUUCCAUCUGCUGGUUCUCGUAACUUCUUAAGACAUUUAAUUAAAGAUGAAAAUAAUAAAGUUACAAAUGUGGGUGAAAUUAAAUCUAUUACUCCAAAGGAAUUAUUAAAAAUGCACAAACGACAAUUAGAAGAAACAAAACAGCAGAUAAAAAACAAAAAUAUCUUAACGAAUUCCUUGAAUAAACCUCAACAUCCCAGUGGCUUACCAUGUCUAGGACGCAAUAUUAAUCCAGGAGGGUUCAUUACUUUAGAAUUAACACAACAGAAAACAAAAGUUCUUUCUGCAGAAAUUGCUAAACGCAAAGCUAUUAAUAUUAUUCAAGAAAAUGGUAAAAUUUCCCCGAGUAAUCCGAAUGAAGUUAAGAAGAAAAUGUCUCCGGAUGUACAAGAAAAAGUUAAAAGGCGAUUAAACCAAACUAGCACAGAUUUGAAAGAAAAUUUAAAUUCUGAAGUUAAAAGAAGUCGCCUGAACAACAUUGAUUUAAACUCCAAUAAAAUUCAAGAAAUUAUUAAUCGAAAGUCAUCGCAUGCUCACGAAGUAGAAAUGGAAGAUUUAGAAAAUCAAGAUAAAUAUUUUAAUGUUUUGGAAAAGAAAGAACAAAUGGAAGAAAAAAUGCAGUCUAUUAUGGAAAUUACUUGUGAUGUUAUAUCAUGUAAAACAUGUAUGUACACUUCAUAUCAACCUUCCGAACUCUGUAAAACAGAAAAUCACCCUUUGAAACGUCACAAAGCAAUUAAGCGUUUUUUCCGAUGUACAGACUGCAAUCAUAGAACUUUUGCUUUUACAAAAUUACCCAAAAAAUCUUGCAGAAAAUGUGGCGGUUCUAAUUUUGAGAGAACAUCUAUGAUGAAGCCUAAAGAAGGAAUAAAAUCAAGUCAUGAAAAUUUACUUAUUAGAGGAAUAGAAGAAAAAUUUUUAUAGGGAAACAUUUUCAAAAUCAAGAAAUAAAUUUUUGUAAAACAAACAUUAUUUUAAAUUAGUAAAUAUGU